AUGAAAGUUACUCGCUUAGGCUUCCCAGUCCGCCGCUCGCUGCGCGGAAAGUUGCUACCGCCGACAAUGCUCGUGCGACGCCGCCUGCGUCGCUGCCUGUCGAAGAAGAACCAGAAGACGACGUCGCAAGGAACCUUCAAAGACUUUCAGAAACCCCUUGCAUGGCACCAUUUCCCUGGUGACCCAGAAUCAGGCGUAUCUUUCCGUGCACUCAUUUACAUUCCUUCGCGUUUGUCUGAAGAGUUUUUCAACAAACCGCUUGAUAAUUCAGCAAAGGACGUCAGGCUGCUACUCUUUCCUCAAGCAGAUCAAGCAAAUUAUUUUACGACGUCUCAUCCAGCUCUGAAACUCGCCGCGUCAGAGGACAGUAAAAACCGCCAGAAACUAGCAGCUCUUGUACGCUUUAACACAAACCAACGGGAAGUCGUAUCGUUUGACUCGUAUUUGGAGAACAGGAAGCAAGGGCAAAAGCAGAUUUUCUACCUCGCCGACAUGGGUAAAUCCAUCGAGCACCUGUCUCAAAGCGUGUUCGUAGAAAAGUUGCAUGCCCGCGGGUACGAACAUCCGGAAUUGGAAGACGUUGCAAGGCUGGACCGGACUUUGGAGAUGGUAAAUCCCCAUCAACGCGAGGGUCUUCGUUAUUCUCAUCCGCACACAGACACCCCAGAGGAAAAGGAUACAAUUGCGGAAUUGACAGACAAAUACGCUCCCCUCCUGGAGUGGCUGAAAAUUGAGGCUGGAGACAAUGUUAAGAAUGACAGCAUGGGUUUCACAGCAAAUAUCCAAAAGCUCAUGAAUGCGUUUCAACUAAUGACUUGGCAGUGCUGGUUCAAACUCGGUAAAAAUUUGCAGAUGGCGAAUUCUGAGGCUCAACUUAAAGAAGUUGCUUCCAUCCUAAUCGACGGGGCUCUUGUUCGUUCCGGGUUUGAAGUUGCCGACUCCAACUUGUUCUUGACUCGUGUGGAUAGAGUGCUCAGGCGAUCACUCGGUGUGUCUGAGACCGCACCGACAGAUGACACCGUGAAACCCGCUCCUCCCGUUGACCCAGAGUUGCCUAGUGACAUACCCGUGGAUGAUGAGAAGAUGUUCUUCAAUCUUCCUGAUGAAAUAAAAAACAAUCAGAUUGAACUCGAGAUGGAGGACAUCGAUGAAGAUGGAAAUGUUGUUCACGAUGAGCUGUGA
Suillus fuscotomentosus is the source of this 1182-nucleotide messenger RNA. RefSeq lists its product as uncharacterized. Gene Ontology annotation, biological process: protein folding. The coding region runs from base 1 to 1182 and encodes 393 amino acids. Gene Ontology annotation, molecular function: ATP binding; ATP-dependent protein folding chaperone; ATP hydrolysis activity. The transcript has 11 exons. The record is from RefSeq and is a predicted model, not a curated record. Lineage: Eukaryota; Fungi; Basidiomycota; Agaricomycetes; Boletales; Suillaceae.